Molecule: messenger RNA, 1229 nt
Organism: Maylandia zebra (zebra mbuna)
Lineage: Eukaryota; Metazoa; Chordata; Actinopteri; Cichliformes; Cichlidae
Source: RefSeq, a predicted model, not a curated record
CGGCAGCUGAGGUGUCAACCAAAGAAGGCCAGUCCUGUUCCAUCCUUCAACCAGACACGACCUGCCCGAAUAGACUGCUUUGGACCAUACAAGGUCAAGACAGGCCGCAGAUCGGAGAAAAGGUGGGGAAUAAUAUUCAAAUGUCUCACCACUCGGUGUAUACAUCUUGACCUCCUAAACAGUAUGGAUACAGACUCCUUCCUCAUGGCCCUCCAACGAUUCAUUUCUCGACGAGGAACACCCCUGGAAAUUAUAUGUGAUCAAGGAACUAACUUCAAAGGAGGAGAUAAGGAACUACGGGCAGCUUUUAACAACCUUGCUCCGACUCUACAGCCGGUCCUGAUGACUAAAAGAAUCCAUUUCAAAUUCAAUCCCCCGCAUGCACCCCAUUUCGGUGGAGCCUGGGAGAGGGAGAUACAUUCUGUGAAGAAUGCUCUGAAGAGAACCAUUGGUGCACAGAUGGUCACUGAAGAGGUCUUAAGAACAGUCCUAAUUGAGAUUGAAGGCAUUCUUAACUCAAAACCCCUAGGCUAUGUAUCCUCAGACAUUGCGGACAUUGACCCCGUAACCCCAAACCUUCUCCUUAUGGGCCGACAUGAUUCAUCACUCCCCCUGGUAUCCUAUUCUGAUUCUGACCUCCUAGGCCGACGACGAUGGCGACAUGCACAAAUAUUGGCAGAUCACUUCUGGCGACACUUCAUAAGAGACUAUCUACCAUCCCUCCAAAGAAGACCCAAAUGGCAGAAGGAAAAACCAGAUCUCACAUUGAACUCUGUCGUCAUGAUUAUGGAUUCACACCUUCCACGAGCCCUUUGGCCUGUAGGAAGAGUGACACGCUUGCUGAAAAGCCCAGAUGACCACAUCAGAACUGUGGAGGUCUUAGUACAGGAUAAAACCUAUAUCCGCCCUGUCUCCUGUCUGAUCCCCCUGCCCUCGCUUCCUGACGAAGACUGAUCCUGAUCAUAUCAACAUAUUUCUCACUAGAAAUAUGGGGGCGGCUGUUGUAGAGACCCACCUUUUAGCACAUCCCAGCACACCCACUCACUUCACCAGAUGCACCUUGUUUAGUUCUCUCACCUUUGAUUGGGUGUGGUGCUUGUCCUUGAUUGCACUCACCUGUCACACAUUAUAUGUCACACAGUAUAUAAGGACUGCAUUCACUUUUGGCUCACUCUUUCCGCACUUCCACACGGGGCGGCAGCUGAGGUGAGGUUCUGUUUGGGUUUUUA